Schistosoma mattheei is the source of this 2808-nucleotide messenger RNA. NCBI's taxonomy places the organism in Eukaryota, Metazoa, Platyhelminthes, Trematoda, Strigeidida, Schistosomatidae. The record is from the annotation of a GenBank genome assembly.
AUUAGACAAUCUUUUAAAACAUGAUAAGUGUUUAACGAAGAAUCAAAAGGCUGAACCGUAGUUCCCUGAGUUCUCAGUAAACAAUAUGGCUAAAGCUCGUAAAAUACCAAAUGCCACCAAAGAGGAACUCAUGAUUUUAACCGUGAGUGAAAUAAUCUCACACCUUUUAAAAUCUAUUGAAGAGAAACGUGAUGUUGAUUUAAAUAAACUGAAGUCAGCAAUAUCUAGUAAAUAUGGCUUAGCCUCACAACCACGUCUGGUUGAUUUAAUCGCAGCUGUACCAACAGAACAUAGACAUGUGCUGUUGCCACAUCUGAAAGCGAAACCAGUUAGAUCAGCUAGUGGGAUUGUAGUUAUAGCAGUUAUGUGUAAACCUCAUCGAUGUCCUCAUAUAGCUGUGACCGGGAAUGUUUGUGUCUAUUGUCCAGGCGGACCAGAUUCUGAUUUUGAAUACUCCACACAAUCUUAUACUGGAUAUGAGCCCACUUCCAUGCGUGCUAUUCGAGCUCGUUACAAUCCCUUUAUUCAAACACGGCAUCGAAUUGAACAACUUCAACAACUCGGACAUACAUGUGAUAAGGUCGAAUUUAUUGUUAUGGGGGGAACGUUUAUGUGUCUUUCUGAAGACUAUCGGGAUUAUUUCAUUAGAAGCUUACACGAUGCACUAUCUGGACAUACAAGCCAAAACGUUGACGAGGCUGUUAUUUAUUCUGAACGAAGUAGAACAAAAUGUGUUGGAAUCACCAUUGAAACACGUCCAGAUUAUUGUUUAAAAAAACAUUUAAGUGAAAUGUUACGUUAUGGUUGUACACGGUUAGAGAUUGGUGUUCAAAGUGUUUAUGAAGAUGUUGCCAGAGAUACAAAUAGAGGUCAUACUGUUAAAGCUGUUUGUGAAUCAUUUCAUUUAUCUAAAGAUGCUGGAUUUAAAGUUGUUUCACAUAUGAUGCCUGAUUUACCAAAUGUUGGCUGGGAACGUGAUUUAGCACAAUUUGCUGAAUAUUUUGAAAAUCCAGCUUUUCGUUCAGAUGGAUUAAAAAUUUAUCCAACACUUGUUAUACGUGGUACAGGUUUAUAUGAAUUAUGGCGUACUGGUCGAUAUAAAAGUUAUCCACCCGGUAUGCUGAUUGAUUUGAUUGCUCGAAUAUUAGCAUUAGUCCCACCAUGGACUAGAAUUUAUCGUAUUCAAAGAGAUAUUCCUAUGCCAUUAGUAACUAGUGGUGUGGAACAUGGUAACUUACGUGAACUUGUAUUAGCUCGAAUGGAAGAACUAGGUGCUAGUUGUCGUGAUGUUCGAACACGUGAAGUCGGCAUACAAGAAAUACAUUCACGUGUAAAACCAUAUCAGGUUGAACUUGUUCGUAGAGAUUAUGUUGCAAAUGGUGGUUGGGAGACAUUUCUAGCCUAUGAGGAUCCAUAUCAAGACAUAUUGAUCGGUUUAUUACGUUUAAGAAAGUGUUCACUGCAAACAUUUAGACCAGAAUUAAUCGCUACAAAACGUAUUAAUAAUGGUGAUGAUGAUGACAAUGUUCAAGGUAAUAAAGAUCCUCGUUGUUCCAUUGUACGUGAAUUACAUGUAUAUGGUAGUGCUGUUCCAGUGGCUGCUAGGGAUCCCACAAAGUUUCAACACCAAGGUUUUGGAACUUUACUAAUGGAAGAAGCAGAACGUAUAGCUAAAUAUGAACAUGGUUCAUUGAAGAUUGCAGUUAUAUCCGGUGUGGGGACUAGAAACUACUAUCGAAAAUUGGGUUAUGAAUUGGAAGGUCCAUAUAUGAUCAAGUUUUUAUAAUGCACAUUUUUAACUAACUUGACAUACACUGACAAUAUUUCGUCCCCCCAUUGAUUUUAUGUACAUUUUUUCUACUCCCAAUAAUCACCCUCUAAUAAUCAUUUAUUACUAAUUUAUGAUCGAUUCGAUUUGUAUUUUAGAAAAGGCUUCUGAGUAUGAUUAGACUUUACGAACGAUCAUUGGUGAUAAUUUGAUAGUCAUUUGGUACCUGUACGUACAAAACACUUAUACUAGGUAUAAUGAUGGCAACAGUUAAUACAGUGUCAUAAAUGACAGGUUUUAAUAUCUCAUUUUUGGUAUAAGUUCCUUUGUGACUAAUUGAAUUUGGAUUGAAAACAACAAUAUUAUCAAUGAAUGUGGAUGAAUUCUUGGUUUGAUGCUGAUUAUGUGGAUAUUUCGUUGUCACCAUAACGAACAAAUGAAAUUGGUUUACUAAAUGAGCUAAGCUUCAGUAAUGUCAUAUCGGUGAAGGUUUAUACAGGCAUUUAUCAUAUCAGUACCAUUCAUCACAGAUGUAACUCCAAUACACAUCAGUUCUCUCUUACAAAUAGCUAAGUACUGAAUGUCUUUCUCUUUUCUUGGUAGUUUCGUUUGAGUACACAUUACUCAUUUGCCGUCAAAAUCACUGCACUGUAUGUAUUAUAUGGAGUAUUGAUCAGAAUACACAUGAUUUCUGUAUUAGCAUUCUGAAUCUCAACUAAAUGAAAAUCCGAACUGGAAAUAUAUCUUACGACUUCCUUAUAAAACGACAUAACAUUUGCAAUUGGUUCAUUGUGUAAGUUGGAUAUAUCCGGAUUAUUUGUGGAUGAUCUGCUUCCCAUAUAUGACUAAUAUUCCCUAUCUGCUAAUAUAUAUUUAUGCCUUACUUUAUACAGCAUGUUAAUAUACUGACGGGGUACUUAGUUGAAAUACAGCUUUGAUCUUAUUGAUGUUACUUGUACUACUAACUACACUUGAAGCGGACAAGCGACUAUUGAAAUAAAGAUGCAAGCAACAUUUCAACAGACAUGUUUCUAGUUAAC